AUGUCUUGGCACCAGCUGAAGGCUUGCACGGGUCCGUCCACGGCGGACAUCACAUGGUUUCUGCACGGUAUUCGGAUUUUGCUAUUUGCUGGUGACAGCGAUUGCCCAGUGAAGGCGAAGAAGAGGGCAAUCGCGCUCCAUACCAAAGUGUUCCUCGUCGAUGACGCCGUCUUCUACAUUGGUUCGCGGAACCUCUAUCCGACUUCCCUACAGAACUUUGGCUACGUCGUUGAGAAUUCAGCCGCUGCGAAGCACUUCAAGACCGCCUUCUUCGAUCCCCUGUGGAAGUAUUCCAAGGAAGCUGCCAUCAAUGCGAGCAAAUGCGAGAUCUGA
Molecule: messenger RNA, 333 nt
Organism: Emiliania huxleyi CCMP1516
Lineage: Eukaryota; Haptophyta; Isochrysidales; Noelaerhabdaceae
Exons: 3
Coding region: 1-333 (110 amino acids)
Molecular function (GO): catalytic activity
Source: RefSeq, a predicted model, not a curated record